CGAAUAGGCAACACACACAGAAAGCUGAAACAUCAAAAAUAGAAAGCAAAGUUCGUUAGCUCAACCAACCGAACCGAGAGAGAAAAAGGGAGAGAGUGAGUUUGCGAUUCGCAGAAAGAGAAAGAGAAGAGAAGAGAGAUGAAAGGAUUAGGAAGACUGAUAAGGCGAGCCGUUUCCAAUUCAAAACAAUUCACUCAACCUUCAACAACAACAACAACAACAAUUCCCCGCCGCCUCAUUCACGCCUCUUCUUCCACGGCGUCGUAUCAUCCUUCCCCCAAUUCAACAACAACGCUGCUCAGAUCUUCUCCCAUUCCUUCUUCACACUCUCCAACAAAAUGGGCCGGCCCAUUCUCAGGGCAGAGGAGGAACAUGUUUAUACAAACGCAGUCGACGCCGAACCCGUCGUCUCUGAUGUUCUAUCCGGGGAAGCCUGUUAUGGAUGUUGGCAGCUCCGACUUCCCCCAUGCCCGUGCCGCCAUGACUUCUCCCCUCGCUAAAGCCCUUUUCGGAAUUGAUGGAAUUACUCGGGUUUUCUUUGGUUCUGAUUUUGUUACUGUGACGAAGUCAGAAGAUGCUUCUUGGGAUUUUCUAAAGCCUGAAAUCUUUGCAGCAAUCAUGGAUUUUUAUUCUUCUGGGCAACCACUGUUUCUAGACUCACAAACUGCUGCAGCCAUGGACACUGCCAUUCAUGAGGAUGAUUCUGAAACUGUAGCAAUGAUCAAAGAACUCCUGGAGACUCGUAUCCGACCAGCAGUGCAAGAUGAUGGUGGGGACAUUGAAUAUUGUGGAUUUGAUCCAGAAACUGGAGUAGUUAAAUUGAGAAUGCAAGGAGCUUGUAGUGGCUGCCCUAGCUCUUCUGUCACACUCAAAUCUGGCAUUGAAAAUAUGCUGAUGCAUUAUGUUCCUGAGGUCAAAGGUGUGGAACAAGAAUUAGAUGAUGAUGAUGGGGAUGCAGCAUUAAGUGCCCAGAUGGAGUAGGUAAUGUUACUGGUUUGUUCUUGCAAGGCCUCAAUUAUAUAGUGAAGAGCUUGAAGAGGACUUCAGCUACAUGCUCUUGUACAGAAGUAAGAUAAACUGCUUUUUUAUUUUUAGGGUAUUACAUAUUGUGAUAUUUGCUAUAAGCUAAUUUGGAUAUGCAACUGAUCAUUGUCUCAUUCAGCAAAAAAAGAAAAGAAAAAAAAAAGAUUAUUGUUCAUUACAAAUUUUCUGGUUUGGCUAGCGGUGAUUUGAUGGUUUAAGCUUUUUCAUAUAAUAUUUUGGUGCUAGAGGGAUUGUUAAAAA
Quercus lobata is the source of this 1284-nucleotide messenger RNA. Its product is annotated as nifU-like protein 4, mitochondrial. The record is from RefSeq and is a predicted model, not a curated record. Gene Ontology annotation, biological process: iron-sulfur cluster assembly. Bases 139 to 981 code for a protein of 280 amino acids. Gene Ontology annotation, molecular function: iron-sulfur cluster binding; iron ion binding. NCBI's taxonomy places the organism in Eukaryota, Viridiplantae, Streptophyta, Magnoliopsida, Fagales, Fagaceae. The transcript is spliced from 6 exons. Gene Ontology annotation, cellular component: mitochondrion.